Arachis duranensis is the source of this 996-nucleotide messenger RNA. RefSeq names its product probable serine/threonine-protein kinase At1g09600. Gene Ontology annotation, cellular component: nucleus; cyclin-dependent protein kinase holoenzyme complex. The record is from RefSeq and is a predicted model, not a curated record. Gene Ontology annotation, biological process: protein phosphorylation; positive regulation of transcription elongation by RNA polymerase II. The transcript is spliced from 5 exons. Gene Ontology annotation, molecular function: cyclin-dependent protein serine/threonine kinase activity; RNA polymerase II CTD heptapeptide repeat kinase activity; ATP binding. Lineage: Eukaryota; Viridiplantae; Streptophyta; Magnoliopsida; Fabales; Fabaceae.
GAUUGGCUUUCUUCUAUUGCUGGUGAAGCUAUUAAGGGAUGGAUACCAAGGAGCGCAAAUACUUUUGAAAGGUUACAGCAGAUUGGGCAAGGAACUUAUAGUACUGUUUAUAAGGCACAUGAUAUAACUAAUUAAAAGAUUGUUGCACUGAAGAAGGUAUAUUUUGACAGUCUUAACUCUGAGAGCAUCAAGUUUAUGGCAAGGGAAAUCCUUAUUCUACGUAGGCUCAACCAUCCAAACAUAAUAAAGUUGGACAGCUUGAUAACAUCACAAACAUCCCACAGCUUAUACCUUGUUUUUGAGUAUAUGGAAUAUGAUCUUAAAGGACUUGCAUAAAAUCUUGCCAUUAAAUUCUCUGAACCACAGCUAAAAUGCUACAUGCAACAACUUUUUAGUGGAUUGGAUCAUUGCCAUAGUCAUGGUGUCCUCCAUCGUGAUAUAAAGGGAUCAAAUAUUCUCAUUGACAAUAAUAAUGUCUUAAAGAUUGCAGAUUUUGGUUUGACAAAUUUUUUUGACCCCCAUCAUAGUGUUCCAUUGAUAGGCCGUGUUGUGACUCUUUGGUAUAGACCACCAGAACUUUUACUUGGAGAAAAUUAUUAUGGAGUUGCAGUGGAUUUGUGGAACACUGGUUGUAUAUUGAGAGAACUAUAUAGUGAUAGACCUAUAUUGCCAGAAAAAACAGAGGUUGAGCAGAUACAUCGAAUUUUUAAACUUUGUGGUUUCUCAUCUGAUGAUUAUUGGCUAAAAUUGCUGUUGCCACUUUCAACGGUAUUCAAGUCUCCACACCAUUAUAAGAGAUGUAUUGCAGACACAUUUAAGAAUUAUCCACAUACUACUGUGAAGCUCAUAGAGACUCUACUAUCUAUUGAUCCAACACAUCGAGGACCAGUUGCCACUGCUCUCAGAAGUGAGUUCUUUACAUUGGAACCUCUGCUUUGUGAUCCAUCAAGCUUACCAAAAUAUCCUCCCAGCAAAAAAAUUGACGCCAAAUUGUAA